AUGCCGGUCAAUACUGAUAGAACUAUAACAGCAAACAGACCAGAAAUUGUAAUUAAAGAUUCAGUGAAUUCCACUAGCAAACUGAUUGAUAUGACUCUUCCAUCAGAUAGAAACAUCGCUCUGAAGGAUAUGGAAAAGAAAAGUAAGUAAAAAGACCUAAAACUAGAAAUACAGAAAAUGUGGCAUAUGAAACCGUAGUGAUGCCUGUGCUUGUUGGUGCGCUUGGUACAAUAAAGAAGGGGAUGGAGGAAAACAUAAAGAAAGCAUCAGAAGCAGCUCCUGUGACAGAGAUUCAAAAGAUCUGCAUGCUGGGAUCUGCGCGAAUCCUCAGAAAGGUGCCUAGUGUAUGAACAGAAUGAUUGACUUGGGUGACUGAUGCCCAAGGUGCAUGGUUUGCGCCCGGCUGAUGCACAAAAAGAACACCAGCAAAGACUGUGAUAGAAGAGAUAAUAACGUUGGCAACAACAAUAAUAAUAAUAAUAAUAAUAAUAAUAAUAAAUGAUGUGAAUUCGGCAGUGUACAAUCCACAAAGUGGCUCUUCUCGUCGGCUGUUUCCAGGUCAAAUUGAAAUUUAGAGCGUUGGUUUUUGUGGAGGGGAGAAAACCGGAGGACCCGGUAAAAAACUCUAGGAGCAAGGACAAGAACCAAAAACAACUUCCACCAACAUGUGAAACCAGGUCUGGGAACUGAUCCCAGACCACAGCAAUGGGAGGCGCGCGUUCUCACCACUGCACCAUCCCUGUUUAUUGAUACCUCCACCGUAGAACAAGGUAAGGGAUGGGCCCCCUUCCACUCCAAGAUUUUCCAGGUGUUUCAUUAUGUUUCCAAUUGCUUCAAGAUAAAAGGAGAGCCUGUUGUGUUAUCUACAGGUUAAGAUAGAAAUUAUGGGUCACUGAAUUAUUGGCAAGCUUCCUUUAGGAUAAGAUUAAGACUUUGACAAAGGAACCAAAGACGCACAAAAACGUAUUAAUGUUCUUUAUUUGUCUUGACGUGUAGUGCUCAUGUCAUAUGAAGAAACCUAUCACUAUGAUGAAAAAAUAACUUGGAAAACCAAUGAUGUGCAGCGCUGAUUGGAAGUUUUCAUGAUAUGAUCGCGAAGAAUCGGUCAGCUUGCUACGGAUAUUGCUCAUUUCUUAGCGGCUUGUGCACAUUAUCCAGGGCUAAUAGAGCUGUCACUGAUAUGAAGGUGUUAUUAUCGAGUUAUUGUCAUCAGGAAUUUUAGGAAGAGCCCCAGAAAAGACGACGGAUUUCAUUUUGUGUUUGCUUCUUUGAAAUAAGGGUUAACGAAAAAGAAAGACGAAGCAGCUGAUAAUGUUUACCAGAAUAACAUUUUGUAUGUGCAAGAGACAAAACCUUUAUUUUUUAAGUUGUCUUUUUCGAAUUUCUCAUUCGUUUAUGUUUAAUUAAGUGAAUUUCUGCGCAGGAACUUCAUGUAAAUUGAGUUCUUGUAUUUUUUAUAUCGUUCUUGGCUCAUAUUUCGAUAUCAUCUUGUGACAAAUUCACGAUUCGGGAAGAAUUUCUAUCUAUAAAUUUAAGUAAUCCACAAUUUCUUUCGGAGAAUGAAAAGACUUAAUGAACUGUUUCUAUCUCCAAGUUGCUAUACCUGUAAACACCUUUACUAACUUCCUUUUAUUUACGGAGAAGGCAGAACCUUAGGGAUGCCCUCUCUUCUUCAAUUUUCUGUCUUUUAAUGUUAUUUUCUUUGUAAAUCUUUAUCUCUGAUUUAUCUUUAAUUUAACUCAUUCCUUAAACAUGUUCUAACUUUUAUAAUGCAAAUCUUGUGUUAAUUUCCGCAGAUCUUGAUCAGAAAUAUAGAAAAGCUUAACCUCCACAUCGGCCGAAAACACUCAAAAUGAGUUUUUGCAGCCGGUGUGGACACACGUGGAGGAACGGAGCAGCAAUACGCUUUUUGCGGACGACUACACCGAGGCAGGUUUGCUCAAACAACUUAGUUUAGGCUACAAAGCAAUUUUCGGGAAAGAAGAGGUAUCUCAGUUUUUCGAGCAAAUCCUGGGAGUAAAGAAUAAAAACAGGCUUGAUGUAAGGAGGCGUACUCAACUAUCUCACGGUGCAACUUGGGUGUACACAAGAGGAGAUAAGUCCGCUCGCCUGGUAUGAAAGUAAUCAAUGAGAAUUUAAUAGUUCAGCUGUAAUCAGUUGUAAGCCUUAUAUGCGGGAAAGAUGGAAAAGAAACAUGUCGGCAAGGCCUAGAUGGGAAACAACGUUUCAUUUCAUGAGACUUUAGCCAGCGAGUCGAUAUGUUUAAUAAGAAAGUCCUCCUUCAUCCCUCCAUCGACCCUUUUAGUGCUUAACCGGACAAUCGUUCUAUCUCCGGAUUUUAAGAUUUAAAAAUUUUCGUAAGAAUUAGAUAUGAGCUAUUGGAUCAAUUGGUGAAAUCAGAUGAAGCAGAAUUAAGUGUUAAGAAAAGAUAAAAUGAUAAAAUAAUGACAAUCCAAUGAACAAAAUUUUAUUAUAAUUUAACAAACGCUUUCGUAAGUCAUUCAGAAUCCAGGAGUUUCAGUUGUUUGUUACAGCCAGCCUGAACGCUUCUAUUCGACAUAUGCAAAGCUGAAAGAAAGGUGAGAGAGGGUGCAGUUACCGGAAUGAACUUAAGAGCUCACUACCAGGUUAACGCAGACGAAUAUAAAACCAGUUUUGAGAAGAGCCAUCCCGAAACCAAAUUUCCAAUGAUUUGUUCAACAAACUAUUAUUAAAGUCCCCUACAAGGGAGACCUUGAAAAUAUUUCGGACAUAA
Messenger RNA from Pocillopora meandrina, 2755 nucleotides. NCBI's taxonomy places the organism in Eukaryota, Metazoa, Cnidaria, Anthozoa, Scleractinia, Pocilloporidae. The record is from the annotation of a GenBank genome assembly.